Messenger RNA from Cutaneotrichosporon cavernicola, 279 nucleotides. RefSeq lists its product as uncharacterized. Lineage: Eukaryota; Fungi; Basidiomycota; Tremellomycetes; Trichosporonales; Trichosporonaceae. The transcript is spliced from 2 exons. Bases 1 to 279 code for a protein of 92 amino acids. The record is from RefSeq and is a predicted model, not a curated record.
AUGGUCAAGCGCGAGGACAACCCCACGCCCAGCCCAACUCCAGGCAAGAAGCGCAAGAUCGGCCCCAAGUCCACGCCGACCAAGGCUCCGUCGGCUCUGGCUAAAGGCCGCGCCAUCCUCGCGGAGGAGAUCGUUACUCUUGGUAUUGCUGCGGCGCAGGCGAAUGCGGCGUCGCUUGUUCAGAAGACGGGCCUUACUCCUGGCCAGAUCAAGAACCAGCUCGCGCCCCUUCGCUCCAACGUCCGCAAGGCGCUUCUCGAGGCUGCCAAGACCACGUGA